Molecule: messenger RNA, 1247 nt
Organism: Lotus japonicus
Lineage: Eukaryota; Viridiplantae; Streptophyta; Magnoliopsida; Fabales; Fabaceae
Product: ethylene-responsive transcription factor ERF113
Exons: 2
Coding region: 261-992 (243 amino acids)
Biological process (GO): regulation of DNA-templated transcription; ethylene-activated signaling pathway
Molecular function (GO): DNA-binding transcription factor activity; DNA binding
Source: RefSeq, a predicted model, not a curated record
AAUGAAGAAUCAUGAGUCGACUUUUUUAUAGCAUGGUUUUCAGUUGUUAAAUUUCCCAUGUAUAAGUGGGUUCUAUACCAGCACUACUAUGACCACAAGAUCAUAGUACUAACCUUCCUUAACAUAUAUAGUAGAACAACAAAAACAAAAAAGUGGAUCCUAGAAGGGAUGGAAAGUUUGCACUAUAUUCAGAAGCAUCAGAGGCGAAAGAGGAGGAUGAGUUGUUUGAUGCUUAUAAUUAUGCAUCUUCAGACACUGACAUGUCUGCAAUGGUUUCAGCUCUUGCUCAAGUCAUGGGAACUACCAAUCCGAACCAACACAUGGUACAAUCAACCUCCUUUCCUGUCUCAACCAUGGUCAAUGAAGAACCUCAGCCCCAACCUCUUCUAGAUCAAGAGAUCACAAAGAAACCAAGGUACAGGGGAGUGAGACAGAGGCCAUGGGGAAAAUGGGCAGCAGAAAUCCGUGAUCCAAAAAAAGCUGCUAGAGUCUGGCUAGGAACCUUUGAAACAGCAGAGGAUGCAGCCACUGCAUAUGACAAAGCUGCACUCAAGUUCAGAGGCACAAAAGCCAAGCUUAAUUUCCCUGAAAGAAUUCAAGGGAACACUGAUGCUAGCUAUGUGGUACAACAAGGUUCAGGAAGCAGAAAUGUUAUUUAUACUAAUGAUGCAACAACUAGUGCUAGUAGUGCCAUAAUUCAACAUGCACAUGCUCAUGAUAUUAAUGCUCUUCCUCCUUCAUUGUCCACUACAAAUGAACAUGAUCACCAAGUUUUCCCAAACCUGUUUCAGUAUGCUCAGAUUCUUUCAAGUGAUGAUGCUGAACUACCUUAUUACACAUCCCAUCUUUUCAAUCAACAACAACUGCCUUUUAGUUCUCAGUUUUCUACCAAUUUGUCUUCAACUUCAUCUCCCUCAUCCUACUUCUACAACCAGCAGCAACAACAACAUGAUGAAGAAGGAGAUGAUGUCACCAUGAGCAGUAGUAUGUAAAACUUUUUAGUUUUGGUAUAGAAAUGAGUCAAGUUUUAUGUCUCUUAAUUACUUAAGCUGGCACAAGUCAUGGAUCUUACAAUUCAUUUCAGAUUUAAUUAUGAGUAAUGUCAUGACUCAUUUUUAAUCAUAUCAGGAGCUAGGGACAUUAUGUAUUCAGUGAAGAGAGAAAAAAUGUCAUUUUCCAUUGCAAUAUUAAUUUGAAGUUAAUAUUUAAGGACUUUCUUCAAUGGGGUCCAAAAAUUCAGAUGUCUA